This is a messenger RNA of Leptosia nina, 390 nucleotides long. NCBI's taxonomy places the organism in Eukaryota, Metazoa, Arthropoda, Insecta, Lepidoptera, Pieridae. The record is from the annotation of a GenBank genome assembly.
AUGCAAAAGCUCGACUUGUUGAAAUGGAUUUGUAACCCAUUUCAAGACCCCCUACCAACUGGUAUGUCAACAAAAGCAAGUGAAGAGCUAAUUGAUUUAUCAGAAGAUUCGUCACAAAAAAAUAGUUUCAAUCAUAAGCCAUUAACGAAAUUCUGGCUCUCGGUUGCUGGUAGUUAUCCAUGCCUGUUUGAUGAAGCUAUGAAAGUCCUCCUCCCCUUUACUACCUCAUACUUAUGUGAGGCUGGGUUUUCGAAUAUGGUGAACAUUAAAACUAAAUACCGAAAUAAAUUGGACUUAUCAAACUCACUGCGAUUAAAAGUAACAAAAGUUGAAGUAGAUGUCAAAACUGUAAUGGCAAAACAUAGGAAACAAUUUCAUCCUUCGCAUUAA